GAGCUGUCCUCGGAGUCAGAUCUCAACUCAAGACACCAUGGCGCUCCCCAGGACCUUGCUGCUGUGCCUCCUCGGGAGUGGGCUCUGCCUGACAGGCUCCCACGCCCUGCAGUGCUACAGCUUCGAACACACCUACUUUGGGCCCUUCGACCUCAGUGCCAUGAAGUUCCCCAGUGUCUCCUGUCCCCAGGGCUGCUCCGAGGUGAUCUUGUCGCUGGACACGGGGUACCGCGCCCUGGUGACGAUGGUCCGGAAGGGGUGCUGGACGGGCCCCACCACCGGCCCCAUGCAGUCCAACCAGGAGGCGCUGCCGCCCGACUACGCGGUGGUCCGCGGCUGCGCCACCGACUUCUGCAACGCGGACCUGAAGACCCACGACGCGGUCCCCAACCUGAGCCAAGCGCCCGACCCGCCGACUCUCAGCGGCACUGAGUGCUAUGCCUGCCUGGGGGUCCACCCGGAAGACUGUGCCCCCGAGAGGUCCCGACGGGUGCAGUGCCACCAGGACCAGAGUGCCUGUUUCCAAGGCAACGGCAAGAUGACCAUCGGCAACUUCUCGGUGCCCGUGUACAUCCGCACGUGCCACCGGCCCUCCUGCACCACCAUGGGCACCACCAGCCCCUGGACGUCCAUCGACCUGCAGGGCCACUGCUGCCAAGGCCACCUCUGCAACCGGGACUCGGUGACACAGAGCCUCCCCGGCAUCACGUCCGCUGCCCCUCCCCAGGCUCGCCGGGCCCUGCCGCUCGCUGCUCUGGGGCUGGCCGUCGCUCUGGGGGUGUCCCUGGGGCUCCCCGCAUAGACUGCGCCUCCGGGAUCACUCCUGUUCUCACCGCUCCGGCCCCUGGUGUGGGCUCCCUAAAAAAUGACAGGAAAGUAAGACCCCCCCCUGGACACAGCGCCCCCCCAUCGCUUCUCACUGUUCCCCAAGAGCCAGCUUCCAACGCCACCCCAUGGCCCAGCGCCUUCAGGACAUGAGCCUUUUGUGACCCCAAGGCCAAACCUUGCCACUCACUCUAAAACCCCACUUCUCGCAAGAGUGAUGGUGAUCCCAGCCUGUCAUCCCAGCGCCCAGGCUGCUGAGGCAGGAGGGUCACUGCAAGGCCUUUGCAAGUUCAGGUCCAGUGAGACCCUGUCAAGCAUGGCCGCUCAGUCCUUUAAUCUCAUCACUGCAGAGGCAGGAGAGUCUCUGAGUUCUCAAGGCCAGCCUGUCUACAGAGUGAGUUCCAGGACAGCCAGGGCUACACAGAGAGACUUUGUUUCAAAAGGAAGAAAGGAGAGAGAGAGAGAGAGAGAGAUCAAAAACUCUGUUUUCUUUUUCCUUUUCUUUUUAGUAUCUCUUUAAAGCAGAAUUGACAUCCCUUCCAGCAGCCCCGCUCUUGGGUCUAUUACCACAACAGAAAUUGGCUCCUGUGUCCCCCAAACUACGCAGACUAGCAGGACAGAUAACAGCCACAGCUGGAAACAGCGGAAUGACAGGCGUGGUCAGGCACACAGUGGCGUGAAAGUGGCAGCUGAGUGUCACCUGUGAGGCCCUGGGAGACUCUCACAAAAACAGUAACGACUCACGCCAACAGGCUACAUGGUUCCACUCAUAAAGCCUAGAGCGCACAAUAGCAGAGAGUGCUUAUCUCGGGGCCCAGUGGCCAGGGUGUGGGUGUUUGGGGGUCUAGGAUCACACCGACCCAAUUUUGCUUUUCUGUAUUCACUAAACUUUUUGUUGUUGUUUUCUUUUGUUUUGAGAGAAAAGGUGUCAUGUAGCCCAGGCUAGACGCAAGCUCUCUCUGUAACCUAGGAUGACCGUGAACUCCCUCCCGCCUCAACGUGCCAGACACUGGGGUCACAGGUGUGGCCAUCGCACCUGUCUUUUCUCAUCUUUCCUUGUGUGUAUUGUUUGCAAUAAAAGGCUUAAAAUGUGCAAACGUUCUUGAU
Meriones unguiculatus (Mongolian gerbil) is the source of this 1932-nucleotide messenger RNA. It is a transcript of the gene Lypd5, whose product is annotated as LY6/PLAUR domain containing 5. The record is from RefSeq and is a predicted model, not a curated record. Gene Ontology annotation, cellular component: plasma membrane. The transcript has 5 exons. NCBI's taxonomy places the organism in Eukaryota, Metazoa, Chordata, Mammalia, Rodentia, Muridae. Bases 38 to 802 code for a protein of 254 amino acids.